Messenger RNA from Cygnus olor (mute swan), 946 nucleotides. RefSeq names its product ring finger protein 122 (gene RNF122). The coding region runs from base 113 to 580 and encodes 155 amino acids. Lineage: Eukaryota; Metazoa; Chordata; Aves; Anseriformes; Anatidae. The record is from RefSeq and is a predicted model, not a curated record. The transcript is spliced from 6 exons.
GCGGGGUUUGCGGCCCGGCCCCGUUCCCCGGCGCCCGGCCCGGCCCCGCUCCCGGCCAUGGCCCCGAGCCGCGCACGGCGGAGCCGGCCCGGCCCCGCGGAGCGGCUCCCGGAUGCCCCCGUUCCAGUGGUGCCACGGGUGCUCCUGCAGUCUGGGCCUGAUUUAUACCAGUAAACCCUGCACGAUGCCCCCCGUCACGUUCCAGGACCUGCCACUCAACAUCUACAUGGUCAUUUUCGGCACCGGCAUCUUCGUCUUUGUGCUCAGCCUCAUCUUCUGCUGCUACUUCAUCAGCAAACUGCGGCACCAGGCUCAGAGCGAGAGAUUCGGGUACAAGGAGGUGGUUUUGAAAGGCGAUGCCCGGAGGCUGAACGUGCACGGGCAGACCUGUGCCGUCUGCCUGGAGGAUUUCAAGGUGAAGGAGGAGCUGGGGGUGCUGCCGUGCCAGCACGCCUUCCACCGAAAGUGCCUGGUGAAGUGGCUGGAGGUGCGCUGCGUGUGCCCCAUGUGCAACAAGCCCAUGGCGGGUCCAGCACAGCCCCGCGCCGGCAUCGGCACGCUCCUGGACGAGCUGGUGUGAGCGGCCCCGCUCCCCGCCGGCCGGAUCCUGCACGCGCCAUCGCCCGGCCCCACGUCCCGGGGGAACGAACGCUUCGUCUCGAAGGAUUCGGGAUUUCGGAGCUGGGGUUUUUAUCUCGCGGGGCGUUGCGUUGGUCUUGGGGGGUGGUCGGUUUUUAUGCCGCCCCCGGACGUGCUCCACCGGCACCGCCUGGGCUUGCCCACGGAAGGCAGAGCCCACGGCACGGGCAGGGCUGCGCCCCCCCCUGCUCCCCCCUCGCUGCGCGGAGUAUUUUUGUACCUGACCCCCUCCGGACUCUGAGGCUCCCCGUUUUUGGGAGGGAGCGCACAGCUUUGUGUAAAGCAGUGAUUAAACCGAUGGUUUCUC